UCUUGUAAGCUUUCUUUGUGUAAUACAAAGCAUUUCUCUUAUAUACUUGUGUUCAAGUAUUACAAGCAACUUCCUUGCGAUCCAAUGUUCCAUUUAGCAACUUUCAUAACCAAAACCCAACGAUACUAAGUCGGCUAGGCCUACUUAGACCAUGUUCUAAGGCCGCACGCGAGUUGAAAGACUAACUCCGUGACAAGUGGUAUCAGAGCAACGUUUCGAUCCAUCCAAGAUGGCUGAUGAUAAGACUUAACUUACAACCAUGGCUACUGGAGAAGAGACCCGUGGGCGCGAUGACACUCGCAAAGGAGGAAGAAAGAAUUGAGACAUGUCCAAGGACUUGGUCGCAAGCUUAGACAAACGUGUGGAAGACAUGCAGACAUCCAUAGCUGAAUUCAAGUCACAGGUUGAAGAAUUCAAGGCUGAAGUCGACAUCUUCCAAACAAACACUAACGAGUCGGUGGAACAAGUAGGUGGAGAUUUCGGCGAGUUAAGAGACGACAUCAAACUUGCUAUGCAAGUCAUGCAAGUUGAGUUAAAAGAGAUGUUUAUGAAGGAGCUGGGGCAAGUACAAAGCAAUAUAGAGAGCAAGUUUGCUGAAACUUUCAAUGAGUUGCAAAUGGAGUUAAACAUUUGCAAACAAGCACUAGCAAACCGAGGCGACACCAUCAUUUCUUCAAAGUCUGAAGUCCCAAAGCCAUAUCCGUUUGUUGGAAAACGGGAGGCGCGAGCCGUUGAAGACUUCAUUUGGGAGAUUGAGCAGUACUUUGAAGCUAUAGACAUCGUUGACGAUGGCAAGAAAAUCAAAACGGUGACCUUAUACUUAAAGGAAACCGCGACUCUAUGGUGGCGACGAAAGCACAUGGAGAUCGAAAAAGGUAUGUGUACCAUCAACACUUGGGCUGAUUUUGUAAAAGAAAUUAAAAAGCAAUUUUAUCCGGAAAAUGCCGAACACGACGCAAAGAUUCGUCUACGAAACCUUAGGCAAAAGGGUAACAUCAAAGAUUAUAUCAAUGAAUUCACUACCCUUGUGCUUGAGAUUCCGGACUUGUCGCCCAAGGAUGCUCUCAUAUACUUUGUCGACGGCUUGCAACAAUGGGCCAAAACUGAACUUGAACGACGAAAUGUUCAAGACUUUUCAUCGGCAAUCUCUGUUGCUGAAAACUUGCACGACGGUAAUGAAAAUCGUUCGACAAGAUCAGCAGCUACAGAGACUGGCGAUGUAAAAGGUGGGGGAGCAAAACCCACCAACCAAAAUCAAUACCGGAAGAAUGAUGACCGGGCAUUAACAUUAUAUAACAAAGGAAAAGCCGUAAACCAAGGGUGCUUCCUUUGCGAUGGGCCUCAUGAUGCACGAGACUGCCCAAAGAAAGCCAGACUAACGGCCCUUAUAAGGACCGACGAUGAUGAACCUGAGGAAACCGAAGAGGUGCGCCUAGGUGCAAUGCAACUUCAAGUUUUAAAUGCUAUGACCGAAAUGGAAGGAAAACCAUUGGCGAUGGCAAAUAAAGCUAACCCUACAACAGUCGUGGGCAAUUCAAAUGGAAAAGGUCUUCGUUUCGUCAAUCUAGAAAUCAAAGGAGAAACCUUAGAAGCAUUGGUCGAUACCGGUGCUAGCCACAACUUUAUGUCAACAAACGAGGCGAGAAGACUCGGCUUAAUCCGAGACCAUACAUUGUCUUUGUUUCCGGCUUUCGAUAUGUUUGAGGACGACUGAGUAUGUUGUCAGAACCUGUUAUGGAUUUUUUUUAUCGUCUCUAUCAGACAUGUUCGGUUUCGCAUUGAACUCGACCCAGAUUUUUUUCUGUGUUAACCCACACUAGUUAUUUGAGGAAACGAGCAUACCUUACGGAGGUUUUUGAAAGCUUAAAAAGAAUGCUUACUUUCUUUAACGAUUACUCUAUGGGCAAAGCAAGUCAAAGUUAGAGAAGUAUUAGGUGACGACUCUUGGGCAUUGCCAAGCUAUUAUCGAUACAAAAGUGAUUACAGGAAGCUUAAGAAAAGUAUCUCUGAUGACAUUGAUACAUGCCUGCUCAAGAUAAGAGACAUGAUUGAAUUUGAUCAACUGAAUCGCUCAAUCUACAAUGAGGGGAGAUAUGAGAUGCGGUCAGUUAUGCAAGUGUUGAAUAAGAAAAACCGUUACUUCUUUAUGUUGAUACUAAGGUAUCAUACAACGAAGAAUAGCAAAGAAUUUAGGUGGUUUUCGCGUAUCAAGAUAUGACACGAGAGGAUAAAGGAAGAAAUUAUGACUUCUGUCCAAAGCGAAGAAGACUGGCUGAGAAACUUACUUGCCGAUGUGAGUACAAAAAAUACAUACUUCAUGAUAUAAGAGAAGUAGCUUUUCAAAAAGGUACUGAGUUGUCCCAACGUAGAGAGUUGAAGUCUGAAAUAGACAAGUUGGGAGUUCCUUUGAUGUGUGAAACAAGUUAGAUUCAUAAGCAAGCUUGGAGCGAAAAGAUCAAUGCCCAACUAGAAUCACAAAGAAUUCAAAGUGAGGCUCAGUAUUAUAUGGAAGUGGAAGUGAUGCUGAAGGCAAGGGAGCUCAACAAUAAGCUUAACGUGAACAACAUACAAGGUUCGGGUUUGAGGCAAGAAGUUUUCAAUCGAGUCGCGUGGGUAACUAAUGAAAUCCAGACCCUUUCCUUAAGGUGUUCAAAACUGAGGACGGAAAACCUAGUCAUACUAGAGAAUAUUGUAGGCCUCAUGCUUAUUAACAAAUAAACAACUUGUAAAUCAUUGUAAAUAGUUUAUAUUUGUAAUAUUUAUUUUAGAUAAUUCUCUAGUUCUAGAAGUCAAAUAUAGUUGUAAAACUCUUCUUUAUUCUCCUAUUAUUGUUGUACAUAGUGUGUUUAA
Molecule: messenger RNA, 2850 nt
Organism: Helianthus annuus (common sunflower)
Lineage: Eukaryota; Viridiplantae; Streptophyta; Magnoliopsida; Asterales; Asteraceae
Exons: 2
Coding region: 326-1714 (462 amino acids)
Biological process (GO): proteolysis
Molecular function (GO): aspartic-type endopeptidase activity
Source: RefSeq, a predicted model, not a curated record